AAGGUAUUCAAACAGGGCGAAAUAAAACUGAUGGAGCCAUUUAUGAAAGUGAACUUUUUAACCAAAUCAAAAAAAUAAAUCCCUCUUUAACCGACCAUGCCAUUACGCAAGGAAUUGAAGAAUUAAUGAAUAGUCCCAAUAACCAAACGGCUUUUAAUCAUUUACGGAAUGGCUUAAAAAUCACUAUCCAAGGAGAAAAUAAACAAGUUAAAUUUAUUGAUUUUGAUAAUCCUCAACAAAAUAAAUUCUCCUAUUUUCCUUAUUUACGCAUUCGCACCAAACAGAAUAAUUAUUUAGAACCAGACUUAAUUUUGUUUAUUAACUACUUGCCAGUAGUAAUUUUGGAGUUCAAAGACCCAUUUCGAGCGGGGAGAAAUUGA
This is a messenger RNA of Racocetra persica, 380 nucleotides long. NCBI's taxonomy places the organism in Eukaryota, Fungi, Glomeromycota, Glomeromycetes, Diversisporales, Gigasporaceae. The record is from the annotation of a GenBank genome assembly.